UUAGAUACAUUCAUCAUGUUGCAAAAAGUAGAAAACCAAAAGUAGAAUAGUAGAAUGGGAAUAUGGGAGGUUUAGCUAAGACUUAAAAUGUGAAUAUAACAGACAGUAUAUUUUUUCCUACUUGUAUAAGCAUUCUUCACAUGGAAGCGCAGUACUUCAAAGUAUAUACCCAUAAAUGCAAGCUGUCUAACUCUACAAGCAAAGGGUAUUUUCAGAAAGGUAAAACACUUCCAUUAGAAACUAAAACAAGACCCAUCCCUAAUUAUGGUUGAUCAACAUUGCUUUUUUUAUUUAUUUAUUUUUUAUUGUCAUUAUUAUUAUUAUUAUUAUUAUUUUAAUCCCUUAUCUAACUUUUGUUUUAUUCAUGCAAUCUACAGUUUCAGUAACUGCAUUCAAAUUUCUAUAAAUACCCCUUCAGAGUCCUUUAAGUUGUACCACAAUCUAAUUCCAUUCUCUCUAUCUCUCCCAUACACACACAGAACAAGCUGGCUUUACAAACUCAAGAUAUGGCCAAUACAAGACAGAGCUCUUUUUCAUUUCUUGCACUUCUCAUCCUUCUCUUUACCUCAUCUUUAGCUACAGCAGCACAAUAUAAUGUUUUGAGUUAUGGGGCUAAACCUGAUGGCAGAACUGACUCAACCAAAGCCUUUCUUGCUGCAUGGACACAAGCUUGUGGCUCAACUAAGCCACCAACUAUCUAUGUGCCGUCAGGGAAAUUCUUUCUGAAAGAUUUGUCUUUUGGGGGUCCAUGCAAGAAUAAUGCAAUCUUGUUUCGUAUAGAUGGCACCCUUGUUGCUCCAUCAGAUUAUAAGGUUAUUGGUAAUGCUGGUUACUGGCUUUACUUUCAGCAUGUGAAUGGUGUUACUAUCUCGGGCGGAAUUCUUGAUGGACAAGGUUCUGGUUUAUGGGCUUGCAAAGCCUCUGGCAAGAAUUGCCCUAGUGGUGCCACGUCACUGGGAUUUUCCAACUCGAAGAAUAUUGCGAUUAAAGGAUUGACUUCACAAAAUAGCCAAAUGUUCCAUAUUGUCAUCAAUGGUUGCCAGAACGUGAAAGUGCAAGGGGUUACAGUUUCAGCCUCUGGCGACAGCCCUAACACCGACGGCAUUCAUGUACAACAAUCAGGCGGUGUAACGAUCUUAAACUCCAAGAUUAGAACUGGCGAUGAUUGCAUCUCAAUCGGUCCUGGUGCCACUAACUUGUGGAUUGAAAAUAUAGCAUGUGGUCCUGGCCACGGAAUCAGUAUUGGUAGUUUAGGAAAGGACCUUCAAGAGGCUGGUGUACAAAAUGUGACAGUUAAAACAGUUACAUUCACUGGUACUCAAAAUGGAGUGAGAAUUAAAUCUUGGGGAAGACCUAGUAGUGGGUUUGCAAGAAACAUACUUUUCCAACAUGCUAUCAUGACCAAUGUCCAGAAUCCAAUUGUGAUCGAUCAAAAUUAUUGCCCCGACAACAAAAAUUGCCCUGGUCAGGAGUCUGGUGUUAAGAUUAGCGGCGUCACGUACCAAGACAUCCAUGGAACAUCAGCAACAGAAGUAGCAGUGAAAUUUGACUGCAGCAAAAAGGAACCGUGCACUGGUAUCAAACUGGAAGAUGUGAAAUUGACAUACAAGAAUCAGCCAGCAGAUGCUUCUUGCAACAAUGCCGAUGGAACAGCUUCUGGUUUCGUUCAACCCAGUAGUUGUCUGUAGAUGGCAAGCAUAUAAAUAUAUAUAUAUAUAUAUAUAUAUAUAUAUAUAUAUAUAUAUAUAUAUAUAUAUAUAUAUAUAUAUAUAUAUAUGUAUAUGUACACACACACACAUUCAUAUUUGUUCAACCCAGUAAUUAAGAAUUAGAUUCAUAUUUAUGAAUCCCCUGAUAAAAAGAAAAGGGACGUGCUUGUAUUAUUGUGUUAAAGUAGUAGGUGAUCUUUUAGCAAGUCUAUUUGCUCGGGCCAGGGGCACCGCUAGCACAUAGUGAUUGCUUGGGGCCCGGCCUUGCGCCUACAUUAGAUAUGAUUUCUUAAUUUGGUAAAUAAUGAAUCUAUGUUGUUGUGUGAUUUUAGUUAA
Messenger RNA from Ricinus communis (castor bean), 2045 nucleotides. Its product is annotated as polygalacturonase. NCBI's taxonomy places the organism in Eukaryota, Viridiplantae, Streptophyta, Magnoliopsida, Malpighiales, Euphorbiaceae. The coding region runs from base 507 to 1688 and encodes 393 amino acids. The transcript has 4 exons. Gene Ontology annotation, molecular function: polygalacturonase activity. Gene Ontology annotation, biological process: carbohydrate metabolic process. The record is from RefSeq and is a predicted model, not a curated record.